AUGGCAGAGAGCUCAUCAACUAGUAGUAUCUCACAAAAAUCAACCAUGAAAGACGAAGGUAAAUUUGUCGAUUUACCUGAUGCAAAGGAAGGCGAAGUUGUCGUACGUUUUCCACCAGAAGCAAGCGGAUAUUUGCAUAUCGGUCAUGCUAAAGCUGCUCUUCUGAAUCAAUAUUAUCAAAAACUGUUCAAAGGAACAUUAAUUAUGCGUUUUGAUGACACAAACCCAGCUAAAGAAAAUGCUGAUUUUGAGAAGGUUAUUCUCGAAGAUUUAAAAAUGUUAGGCGUCUCAUAUGAUCGUUUUACACAUUCAUCUGAUCAUUUCGAUACAUUGCUUAAUUAUUGUAAACAACUAAUUGAAAAAGGUUUAGCCUAUUGCGAUGAUACCGAACCAGAACUAAUGAAACAACAACGUGAGAAACGGCAAGAAUCGGUUAAUCGAACUAGUAGCGUAGAAAAAAAUUUACAACUAUGGUCAGAUAUGAUAGCUGGAAAUGAGCAAGGACAAAAAUGUUGUGUUCGUUUGAAAAUCGAUAUGAACUCAAAUAAUGGUUGUAUGCGUGAUCCAACUAUAUAUCGAUGUAAACCAGAAGAACAUGUACGAACAGGAAAUAAAUAUAAGGUUUAUCCAACUUAUGAUUUUGCUUGCCCAAUUGUUGAUUGUAUCGAAGGAGUAACACAUGCUCUUCGAACAACUGAAUAUCAUGAUCGAGAUGAGCAAUAUUAUUGGAUUCUUGACGCUCUUGGUCUUCGAAAACCAUUCAUAUAUGAGUAUGCACGUCUCAACAUGCAAUUUACGGUAUUAUCAAAACGAAAAUUAACUUGGUUUGUUAAUUCUCAUAUUGUUGAUGGUUGGGAUGAUCCACGUUUACCGACUGUACGUGGCAUACUUCGACGUGGUAUGACUGUUGAAGGUCUUCGACAAUUUAUUGUUGCACAAGGUUCGUCGAAAUCUGUUGUUUUAAUGGAUUGGGAUAAAAUAUGGGCAAUUAAUAAGAAACAAAUCGAUCCAGUAGCACCACGUUUUACAGCAUUAUUGAAAAAUCAACUUGUGAAAAUUAACUUAAAAAACAUAACUAAAGAAGAAAGCCAACAACAUCAGAAACAUCCAAAAGAUCCAGCGAUCGGUAUGAAAACUGUUUACUAUGGUCCGACAGUAUUCAUUGAAAAAGAUGAUGCUGUUUUAAUUAGUGAAGGACAAAUUGUUACAUUAAUGAAUUGGGGAAAUAUCAAAAUCAAUCGAAUUCAAAAGAAAGAUUCUGGUGAUAUCGAAUUCAUGGAAGGUGAAACUCAAUUGGACAAUAAAGAUUUUAAGAGCACUCUCAAAUUGACAUGGCUUGCUGAAACAAGUCAAGCACCAUUAACACCUGUUACCUGUAUUCACUAUGAUAAUAUCAUGACUAAAGCAAAACUUGACGAAGGAGAUACAUUUGAGAAUUUUGUGAACUAUGCAUCCAAGAAUCAAUAUGAUGUUGUUGGUGAACCGGAAAUGGCACAAAUGAAGAAAGGUGAUACCAUUCAAAUUCUUCGCAAAGGUUACUAUAUUUGUGAUGUUCCAUAUGAUGCUGCAACGAAACAACCAUGUUGUUUAUUGAGUAUUCCGGAUGGUGCUACAAAAGAAAAACCCACAUCUUUAAGAUCUACGGAUACACCAGCUACAAAAGCUAGUGCUGUUAAAUCGGCAGCUACAGCAGUAGUAUCAAGUCCUGAACUAGAUCUACUAACAGAAAGAAUUGUUAAACAAGGUGAAAUAGUUCGAGAAUUUAAAACAAAUAAAUCAACACUAAAACCCGUUGUUGAUGAAGCUGUAGGAGAACUUUUGGCAUUAAAAGAACAAUAUAAGAAAUUAACAGGUAUUGACUAUAAGCCAACGAAUGCAUCGGCAACAGUACAGAAAGAAAACAAAAAGCCGGCUGCUGCAUCGGCACCGACUGCGUCUAAUGAAGCUGAAAAACUUGCUGAACAAAUAACUCAACAAGGAGAAAAAGUUCGCGAGCUUAAAACCAAUAAAUCAACAUCAAAGGAGGAAGUUACCGCUGCUGUUGAUCAAUUAUUAAAAUUGAAAGAGCAAUACAAAACAUUAACAGGUACUGAUAUUGCACCGAGUGGAGGUGCUCCAGCACGAAAAGAAAAAGAAAAGAAACCACCAGCUGAGAAAAAAACGACAGAAAAAAAAUCAGCAGAAAAGAAACAUGAAAAUGAACAAAAUGCAGGUGCUGCUGGUACAGAUUCAAAAAAAGUAACCAAGCUUGGCAUUGAAUUUGCCAAAGAAGAAAAUCUUGCUGAUUGGUAUGGACAAGUUGUUCGUAAAGGCGAAUUAAUUGAAAAUUAUGAUGUGGGUGGUUGUUAUAUUCUUCGUCCAUGGGCGUAUUUUCUUUGGGAACAAAUAAAAGCUUUUGUCGAUGCUGAAAUAUCUGAAUUGGGAGUACAAAAUUGUUACUUUCCAUUAUUUGUUUCUCAUGCUGCUCUUCAUCGAGAACAAACUCAUAUUGCUGAUUUUUCUCCGGAAGUUGCUUGGGUAACAAAAUCAGGUGACAGUGAAUUAGCUCAACCGAUUGCUGUACGUCCGACAAGUGAAACAAUUAUGUACCCAGCGUAUGCUAAAUGGAUUCAAUCUCAUCGUGAUCUUCCAUUAAAAUUAAAUCAAUGGAAUAACGUUGUCAGAUGGGAAUUUAAAAAUCCACAACCGUUUCUUCGUACACGAGAAUUUCUUUGGCAAGAAGGUCAUACGGCAUGGGCAACAGAAAAAGAAGCUGCUGAAGAAGUUUAUCAAAUUCUUGAUUUAUAUGCAAGAGUUUAUACUGAUCUACUUGCAAUACCUGUUAUUAAAGGACGUAAAACUGAAAAAGAAAAAUUCGCUGGUGCUGACUGGACAACAACAAUCGAGGGUUAUAUUGCCGCUAGCGGAAGAGGAAUUCAAGCAGCAACAUCACAUCAUUUAGGCCAAAACUUUUCGAAAAUGUUUGACAUUACAUUCGAAGACCCGCAAACACAAGCUAAACAAUAUGUUUAUCAAAAUUCAUGGGGUCUAACUACACGAACAAUCGGUGUUAUGGCCAUGAUACAUGGUGAUAACAAAGGUUUAGUUUUACCGCCACGUAUAGCUAAAUAUCAAUUUGUUAUUGUUCCAUGUGGAAUAACAGCAUCAUUCUCCAAAGAAGAUGAAGAGGGAUUAAUUAAUACGUGUAAAGUGAUUGAAACAAAAUUGAAAAAGGCUGGAUUCCGUGUAUAUGGUGAUUACAGAGAUAAUUAUACUCCCGGAUGGAGAUUCAAUCAUUGGGAAGUUAAAGGUGUUCCGGUUCGUCUUGAAAUUGGUCCCAAUGACAAGGCACGUUCACAGUUGACAGUUGUACUUCGACAUACAGGAGUUAAGUCAACAAUACCAAUGGAAAAUAGUGAAAUUAAACUACGUGAAGUUCUUGAUCAAAUUCAUAAUGAUUUAUAUAAAAAAGCUAAGCAAGAACUCGAUAGUCAUACAGUAGUCGUUAAAGAUUGGGCUGGUUUCUUAAAAGGUCUUGAUAACUCAUGUAUAAUGUUAACACCAUUCUGUGGUGAGCCAGCAUGUGAAGAUCUGAUUAAAAAAGAUAGUGCACGUGAUGUUGUGGUUGAAGAAGGCGCACCAGCUAUGGGUGCUAAAGGUCUAUGUAUUCCAUUUGAUCAGCCAGAAAAACUUGCCGAAAAUCAACCAUGUUGUCAUCCGGAUUGUAAAAAUCCAGCAAAAUAUUAUACAUUAUUUGGCCGCAGUUAUUAA
This is a messenger RNA of Rotaria socialis, 3750 nucleotides long. NCBI's taxonomy places the organism in Eukaryota, Metazoa, Rotifera, Eurotatoria, Philodinida, Philodinidae. The record is from the annotation of a GenBank genome assembly.